Molecule: messenger RNA, 1033 nt
Organism: Seriola dumerili (greater amberjack)
Lineage: Eukaryota; Metazoa; Chordata; Actinopteri; Carangiformes; Carangidae
Product: apolipoprotein A-I-like
Exons: 4
Coding region: 62-829 (255 amino acids)
Biological process (GO): lipoprotein metabolic process; cholesterol efflux; cholesterol homeostasis
Cellular component (GO): blood microparticle; high-density lipoprotein particle; chylomicron
Molecular function (GO): phospholipid binding; cholesterol binding; phosphatidylcholine-sterol O-acyltransferase activator activity
Source: RefSeq, a predicted model, not a curated record
CUCAACACAAGCGCUGCCAAGUGGACUUGCAGAUACACUCGCAAACUCAGGUCUAAGAGCCAUGAAGGUCCUUGUUGUGCUCGUCCUUGCCGUUUUCACUGGCUGCAAUGCCAACCUCUUCUAUGCUGAUGCACCCAAGCCACAGCUGGAGGUGCUGACUGACGCUUUCUGGGACUAUGUUGCCAAGGCCACCCAGACAGCUGAUGACACCGUCCGGAUGAUCAGGAAGUCUCAGUUUGGACAGGAUGUCAGUGCCCGUUUGACAGAAAGUGCCGAUGUCGCCAACAAGUACGCAGUCAGCCUCCAGGAACAGCUUCCUCCUGCAGCCCAGGAUCUGAUCACCAAAGUCACCACAGAGGCCGAUGUGCUGAAAGAGCGUCUCACCCAAGAGAUUAGCACAGUCAGGGUGAAACUGGAGCCCUUCACCGAGGACAUGAAGGCCCAGAUCCAGCAGAGAGUUGAUCAGCUCAAGCAGGAGUUGGCCCCCUACGCAGACUCCCUGGACUCCGAGGCCCUGAGGGCCACCCUGAUGCAGAAGAGCGAGGAGCUGAAGAUCAGCCUGGAGCAGAGUGUGAAGGAUCUGCAGGCUCAGAUGGGACCCUACACUGACGACCUGAAGGUGAAAGUGGACCAGCAUCUGCAGGACUUCAAGGAGCGUGUGGCCCCCGUGACCGAGCAGGUCCAGAGUGAGCUGACUCAGAGAGCCCAGCAGGUGAAAGAAAUUGCCACCCCCUACGUUGAUGAGCUGAGGGAGAGGCUGGACCCCUACGCCCAGGACCUCCAGGCCCGUCUCACCACCCUCUACGAGUCCUUUGUCAAAGCCAACUAAGUCAAUCUCCACCUCAUGUUUAACAGAAAGAAACUGCAUCUAAAGAAACACAGUUCUCUGAUUUCAGGGACACAUCCAUGUUGUCAACAAUAUGACGACACAAGCUCACCAUUUUUGUGAUAUCAAGAUGUCUAUAGCUAUAUUUACAGUGUUAAAAAUAGAUAAAUUAUAAACAUUGAAUGUUGGUCUGUGACCACAGUGUUC